Procambarus clarkii (red swamp crayfish) is the source of this 2065-nucleotide messenger RNA. The record is from RefSeq and is a predicted model, not a curated record. Lineage: Eukaryota; Metazoa; Arthropoda; Malacostraca; Decapoda; Cambaridae.
GAGAGACUACAAGUGUGUGAAGGGCGGGACGUGUAGUGGGGGUGACGGGGGAGGGGUGUGCAGACGGAGGAAGGUCGAUGACCUGCCCGUUUAACACAAGUGCCGGUUCAGACCAUUUUCUCCCCAAAUUGCUGGCGUCACUCUGGGCGUUUGGAGGGAGAUAUUAGACGGAGAGUGCGCGUGUGAGUGGGUAGAGGAGGUGUGCAGAGUGCAGAGGCAGCAUGAGGUGCAAGAUGAGGGUUGCAGUAAGUGAGGUUAAAGUGGUGGCGAGCGGCUGCGGCACCGGCCGUCUGUGGGGUCCCUGCCAGCCUGCCGCUCCGCCACUUCCACGCCGGGUCCCGAGCCGAGCACACCGCAGCUGCCGCCGCCGCCGCCGGCCGGCACGGCCCACCACGCCCUGCUGUCUGUCUGUCUCCCACCACCCGCGCUCACCACUCCUCCAGUACCGGAAGUUACACUUGUGAAGGAGGAAACGGCCCCAAGACUAUAUUUAGCUAGCCACGAGGCAGCUGACCGAGGCAGUGGCCACCCGUUACGUGACGGUGCCUCCCGCACCGGCCACCAGCCUCCGCACUGCACCAGCUGCUGCUGCUGCUGCUGCUGCUGCUCGCCCGCCACCCGUCACAGCGGCAAACACGCCCAUACACUUCCGUGUGCUCCUUCGCUAACGUGGCACGCUUAAUAACGCAAACAGCCUAUGCCAGGCCACAGGAUUCCUGGUGACAGACUCACAACCUUGGCAGGGAACCAUGAGGUGAGGGAGCAGGCGCGGGCAGCCGUCAGCUGGGCGAGUGACAGGGGAGGGGUAGGCAGCAGCAGCAGCACUCUGUAACACCGGCGUCAGGGAGGCCAACCUCACUCAGCAGCCACUCUCCCCCUCACCUCUCGUCAUCGUAACUCAACCCUCAAAGUCUCCUAUUGAUAAUGCUCACGCAAGCCUCCCGUCGCUGCCUAAGCCGAGUGCCGGUACUCUGGUGCCGUCCUCCUUCGGCCUCCUCCUGAUGUGGCACAAGUUUAACAGCAACAAAUGAGGAGGUUGGGCCCGAGGGCCCCGGGAGUGCCGCCCUGGGGCCGAGAGGGCCGCGCCUAACACAGUUCCUCAAUAUAGCACGCCACGUGGCCGUCGGCUCGCUCCCUGCGCCGCCUUCCUGGAAGUGAAAGUUGGUCAGCCAAGGUUUGUCGUCGAGGUCAGUGUAGCCACACCUGGCCAGCCAGCCCGUCGCCUGCAGCCCGCGCCGCCCUCACCACGACGGAUCUUAGCCCUAAUGACUAACUUAACAGUGGGAAGAGUGAACAGUGCUAGAGAUUGUCAUGAGAAAAGUGGAUGGUCAGUGGUGUCGGGAGCUGCAGGUGGGACCCACUGGCGCCACUCCGUGGAAUGUGUUGCUUACACCUGUGAUGCGUCGUCGCCCGGGGACACAAACAUUUAUAUUGAUCAGCUGCUGCCUCUCCUCCACUUGGAAGGAUGUUCUAGAGAGAGAGAGAGACAUGCUUCCCACACAUCACGUGAAACCUGCCGGAUGUUACGUCAUGGUAGACAUUGGCCAUCAUGAACCCCUCACCAUGACUGGUCAGAGCUUCGAAAGCGUCACAAAAAUGAAGCGUUCCAAUUGGUGCAGACUGCACGAUGACGUCACGAAGAAACUCUUCAUUGGCCAACUGUAUUUGGUGACGUGUAGGCGGAGCAGUGCUGUGGUUGGUGGAGGCAGCAGCUGCCAGACCCAGCCAGACCGCGGCCGCGCUCACAUGGGCCGGGAAUGGAAGCCUCUCUCGGCUCCAGUCUGGACGCUUCCCAUCAGCUGUUCGCAAGGGUUGAGCCGCAGCGGACGCCCAUGGCCGGGGCUCCUGCCUUCCCUCUCGCAUUUGUUACAGUCGAGGACUAUCGGGAAGACUAGUUCCUCUCCAGCUGAGGCGCAAUAUUACUUAGCGGCAGAGAAGUGUGGGAGUGUUGCCGCUGGCAAGACAAAGUAGCCCUUAUGCUACCCGCCUAUUAGGAUCAGUCAGUGAAAGUUCAACCGGCGACACCUUGACAUCAUCAGCUGCUGCUGCCGGCCGGCUUCUCAAG